AUGGAUACCGAUCACAGGGCCAAAGGCCCGCGAGCGUGUACGACCUGCGCCAAGGCUAAGGCGAGGUGUAUCUCGGGCCCGGAUGGAAGUAACAAAUGCGAACGAUGCCACAGGCUCCGCAAGCCGUGCGGUUCGCAGACCCCUGCGCCGCCCAGGGCGAAGAAGGAACCCAAGCCUACCAAAGUCUCUGAGCUGGAGAAGAGGCUGGAUGAGUUGACGACGCAGUUGAGCGCGACGACGCAGCAGCCGCAUCAGGGCGGUGUUGGUGUUGGUGGCAGGAGGAGCAGCGAGGUCGCGACGACCGUCGCCAACGGGACCGUCGUCGGGAGCGCAAACUCGCCGCUUCCGCCUAGCGGUAGCAUCGCGCCGGCGUCGGCUAGGAUCCCGAUCAACUGCGAUCACCUUUUCCCGCCAGAGGAGGUCAUCGUCGUCGGGGGCGAGGGGGGGUGGUCCGACACGUCGCCUGCGCCGAGUGCGUCUACGGCGGAUGAUCACCAUACGGUCGGGAGCAGCCAAACCGACAACGGCGGCGCCUCGGGGAUGGGGUCCGCGUCUACAGCACCGAACGAGUCACCCUGGCCGCUGAACAACGAGCAGAGUAAAGUUCUUCAAGUAUUUCUGGACGACAUGCAGCCGCUGUACCCCUUUGUCAUUGUACCCCCUCACAUGAGCCCUACGCAGCUGGCCGCCGAGAGGCCGUUCCUAUGGAAGGGCAUUAUGAUGACGGCGUGCCACUUGGACGCGACGAAGCAGGUUCUGCUAGGGGAAGAGCUGUUGCAGGAUAUCGUGCAGGCGGCGUUCAUGAAGCCCAAAAAGAGCCUGGACGUGCUGCAGGGGCUGCAGCUCCUGAUUGCAUGGUAUCACUACAACAUCAACAGUUACCAGCUCACGAACCUGCUGUUCCUGGCGCGGUCGAUGUGCAAGCCUGAGAGUGAGGCGAGGAAGGUGCAGACGCCGGAGCAGAUUUCGGCGCAGUUGGAGCUGAUGAGGGCUUUUGCUGGAUGUUAUUACCUCAACACACUCGUCUUCACGACGAAUAAGCGGCCAGACGCCUUUAUGAACACGACGUACCUCGAGUCUUGCUGCCGACAGAUUGAGGAGGCGGCGGAGUACCCCAGCGACGCGCUCCUGGUACACCUCUUCAAGAUUCAGCAACUCGCGCAGACAAUUUCUCUCACGCUCGGGACGGAGAGCACGAGCUUCCAGUCACUGCAGCUGCCCCUGACCAUGGUCGUCCAGAGUUUCCAGCAGCAGCUCGACAUCUUCAAGACGUCGCUGCCGGAGCAUCUCAAAGACAAUGUCGGCCUCCUCGCGCACAUCAGCAUAGCGCAAGUCCUCCUCUACGAAAUCGGCAUCCCCGAAGCCCGGGGGCCGGCCUCCUUCAUCUCCCUCACGGAACGCCUCGAGCUCCUCUGGGGCUGCUGCAGCGCCGCCAAACAGUUUCUCGAGAUCCGCUUCCCGCGCAACCACCUCAGCUUGCAGCCGCGCUUCACCUGCCUCAGCUCAUCGGAUUUCCUGUACGUCUUCAUCGUGUGCCUGAAGCUCAUGACGCUCGACCAGGUGCCCGGGUGGGACUUGCCGCUGGUGCAGAAGCACCUCGACCUCGGCGGGGUUGUCGAGAGCCAGGUCGCGCACUUGGAGGUUUUUGUGGCGCAUCGGAGUGGGAAGUUUAGGAGGGCGGCGGCGGAUGCGGCUGCUGCGAGGGGGGAAGAAGAAGCGACUGGUCCAGCGACGGAUGUGCCGGGCCCGAAGGUGGUUGAUCCGUUCGUGAGGCUGACGGAGAUGCUGCGGUAUUUCAAGGAUAUCGUCAAGGGCGAGCUGUGCGGUCUCAAGUCGCAGCCGGCGAUCCAGGAGCCGAUUCAGUUGCCUGCCAACUUGUCGGACGGGACGCAGGCCAUGAUUCGGGAUCUGGAUGCGUCGUUUUGGACGGGCGUGCUUGGAGAGGAUGCUGCUGGGACGUGGGAUGUCGGGAGUAUGUUCCCUUCCAUGGAUUGGACUGCCACCUAA
Molecule: messenger RNA, 2007 nt
Organism: Colletotrichum costaricense
Lineage: Eukaryota; Fungi; Ascomycota; Sordariomycetes; Glomerellales; Glomerellaceae
Exons: 5
Coding region: 1-2007 (668 amino acids)
Biological process (GO): regulation of DNA-templated transcription
Cellular component (GO): nucleus
Molecular function (GO): transcription cis-regulatory region binding; DNA-binding transcription factor activity, RNA polymerase II-specific; zinc ion binding
Source: RefSeq, a predicted model, not a curated record